This is a messenger RNA of Zymoseptoria tritici IPO323, 967 nucleotides long. RefSeq lists its product as uncharacterized. The annotation marks the transcript as partial. The record is from RefSeq and is a predicted model, not a curated record. The transcript has a single exon. Gene Ontology annotation, biological process: mRNA 3'-end processing. Gene Ontology annotation, molecular function: RNA polymerase II C-terminal domain binding. Lineage: Eukaryota; Fungi; Ascomycota; Dothideomycetes; Mycosphaerellales; Mycosphaerellaceae. Gene Ontology annotation, cellular component: RNA polymerase II, holoenzyme.
UACUUCAUCCUCGGCAAUCAUGUCCUACUCCGAUGAUGCGGUCCGUGGAAAGCUCGACUACCUCGAACCGACCCAAGACAGCAUUGUGACCGUCGCGCAAUGGAUCAUGUUCCACCGACGACACGCAGACCGCACUGCAGCACUCUGGCUGGCACGACUACAAGACACGCCCAGCUCCUCCAAGCGUCUCAAUCUGAUCUACCUCGCCAAUGAAGUCGUACAGCAAUCGCGUGCACGUUCAAAACAAGACUUUCUUCUCGCGUUUGAGCCAUUGAUCGCAGAUGCGACAGCGUUGGCAUACAAGGGUGCGAGUCAAGACAUGCAAGGGAAGCUGAGGAGAGUGGUCGAGGUCUGGCGGCAGAGGAGCAUUUUCGAUCCGAGAAUUCAGGAGCAACUGGAAAAGAGGUGUGAUGAACUCGACAAGAGCAAGUCAUCAGGGAAGACACUAGGAGGAGGCGCGAGAUUGGGAGGCAGUCUGUUUGGAGGAGGUGGUAUUGCACCGGAGCUGGAAGCUAUCAACAAGAGCCAGGUGGCCACAAGCAAGGCCGAGUCGUCUGCACAAACGCCAGUCGCAAACGCAAAUAACGAGUAUGCGAAAAUGACUGAUCCUGCGACACCUGUGCCAAGUGCUCCAGUCCGAGCGGCUAAGCUACGCGGUUUGGUGAAGGAGCUGAUGGCGGCACAAGGAGCGGUGCAAGCGAGUUUGCAGGCGCGAAGAGAGCUGGUAUCAGGCUUGGAGAGGCUGUUGGAAUCGAACCGGGCGAAGGUAUCCGAGGAGGAAGCCAGCGCAGCAGACUUGACCAAUCGCAUCGAAACGAUGGAAGGUACCAUUCGCGAUGUUGAGGAUAGCAUCAUGCGCGGACAGGACGUCCCGUCUCACGACCAUGGCAUGACUAACGGCGAAGAAGACUGGAAUCAACGUCCUGACAUGGAGGAAUUCACACCACCGCCUCCAGAUACCGAAACG